AUGUUCUUCUCAAGCAGCUACAUCCGAGGCCCCUCCAACCCAGAUGGACAGGACCAUCCACUGUCAUCCUCACCACUCCCUCGGCGGCGAAGCUUCUGGGACACACUGCCUGGUACCACCUCACCUGCCUUAAAAGUCUCCCAUCCACCACUUCUACCAAAACCUGGCAGUUACACAGAUGGGGCCCACUUCCCUUCAGAUCUCCCAGGGGCAAAUAAACCUCCCCCAGGCAACACACUACAGGCUUACUCUGAUAGCUCUGAUUUCCACUUCUACAUUCCUGAUCCCUGGAAUAUUAGAUGGGCAACUGGAGUGAUAGCUAAGGAAUAUUCACGUGCAUCGUCCUCAUACCUCUUGACAACCUUCAGGAUCUGGAGGGAGUAUGAACAAGGGGUCCCCAAGGUCCUUGAAGUAUUAAAAGACCAGGCAAAGGCCAUCAAGGAGACAGAAAACAGUCUUCAAAACAAAACCCAGAGGGACCCUAUUCCCCAGCUGUCCCUGGUACAGGAAGGUGUCAACUUGUUAAAUAGGUCAGGUCUAGCCAAUGUAACUAGCUCUUUCCUCUGUGUCGCCUUGUCCAGGCCCCCACUCAUAGCUGUUCCCUUACCUAGACCAUUCCCACCAAAUGGGUCAGCCUCCAUGCCUCCGUUCACCCCCAUCACAGGAGCCCUUUUAUAUAGAGAUCCUCUAUCCCCACAGUUACCUUUCUGCUACUCUGAUCCUGGCCAAAUGUGCAACACUACUAACUCUACCAUAUCGGGCUCCCUCUGGGCCCCUCCAGGAGGCUUCUUUUGGUGUAAUGGCACACUUUCAAAAAACCUCACCCAACAGGCCCUAACUUCCCAGCUCUGUUUACCUGUAUCUAUGGUUCCCCAGCUUACCAUGUAUGAAAGAGGAGAAUUCUUUCAUCUCAUACACCUUACAUCAGGAACCCAGCCCUCACCUCAACAUAGGACUAGGAGGGCUGUCUUCCUGCCUGUCCUUGUGGGCAUAUCUUUGGCAGCCUCAGUGGCAGCUACCAGUUUCAGCUUUGGUGCCCUGGCUCACUCAGUAAUUCAGACCCAAAGGCUCUCUCAACAGAUCCUGACAGGCUUUGAAGACUCAGCAGCAUCCCUUGCCUCUCUUCAAAGACAGAUAACUUCCCUAACUCAGGUAGCUCUACAGAACCACCAUGCAUUGGACCUUCCCAUGGAGGACAAAAGGGGAACUUGCCUCUUUCUUCAGGAAGAAUGUUGCUACUAUAUUAAUGAGUCAGGCCUGGUGGAAACCUGUGUCCAGUCACUUCACAAACUCAGCAAUGAGAUGCACCACUACAAUGCUGCCUCGACUGACACUCCUGGCUGGUGGAAUUCAAUCCUGUUUAACAUUCUCACCCCACCGAUAGGUCCCCUGGUGAUCAUUUGCCUCUUUCUGCUCCUGGCACCCUUUUUCUUUCAAUUUUUCCAAGACCGCCUCUGCCAGUUAACGUGGAUAACCUUCAGCCAAAUGUUACUCCAGGUCCAUGACUACCAGCCUCUCCCCAUGGGGUCUGCCUACACCGGCCAAGUGGCCCAAGACAUCCCUAGCUCCUGA
Castor canadensis (American beaver) is the source of this 1572-nucleotide messenger RNA. Its product is annotated as endogenous retrovirus group FC1 Env polyprotein-like. The record is from RefSeq and is a predicted model, not a curated record. NCBI's taxonomy places the organism in Eukaryota, Metazoa, Chordata, Mammalia, Rodentia, Castoridae.